Messenger RNA from Engraulis encrasicolus (European anchovy), 1464 nucleotides. It is a transcript of the gene dok3, whose product is annotated as docking protein 3. Gene Ontology annotation, biological process: cell surface receptor protein tyrosine kinase signaling pathway; positive regulation of MAPK cascade; Ras protein signal transduction. The transcript is spliced from 6 exons. NCBI's taxonomy places the organism in Eukaryota, Metazoa, Chordata, Actinopteri, Clupeiformes, Engraulidae. Bases 1 to 1464 code for a protein of 487 amino acids. Gene Ontology annotation, cellular component: cytoplasm. The record is from RefSeq and is a predicted model, not a curated record.
AUGGACAUACUUGAAAAGGAGGGUUUGGUGGUGAUUCAAGGGGUCGGAAAGUUCGGGAAGAAGUCAUGGAAAAGGAUAUGGAUGCAACUGUACCAGCCCAGCGCGUCUGGCGUAGGCCGGAUAGAGCUGUACGAGAUGAAGGACGGUCCUCUGGGCUUCUCUGGCGGCACGUCCAAACCGCCGGGCCUCAAAAGGAUGGAGAAACGAGUCAUCCGACUGACUGACUGUCUGAGCAUCUCCCCGGCCCCGGAGGAGAGCUGCCCAAACGAGUUUAGCGCCUUUGAUGUGAACACUACUCAGCGUACCUACACCUUUGCGGCGCCCUGCAAUGAAGACUGGAUGCAGACUCUUUGCGAGCUGGCGUUUUUGAGAAGUAAUGGACCUUCAGACGCAAGAAAAAUCCACAGAGAAGAAGACACAUCAAUGUCAGAAAACGAGCUGUAUUCAACUUGGAAGGCAGGUCAGUACCAGGUGAAAGUUCAGCAGACAGAGGCUGCUCUGCGCUGCCAGUUGGCUGGUAGCUAUGGCCUUAGCCUUAGCUCAGAAGCCCUGUCUCUUCUGGACCGAGACACAGCCGCGGUCAUCUAUUGCUGGCCCUAUCGACUGCUGCGGCGGUUUGGCACAGUCAAGGAUGGAGGCGUCACUAUUGAGGCGGGCCGACGUUGUGAAUCCGGAGAGGGCCACUUUGUUUUCCUGUCCAAACGAAGCCAGGAGAUCUACUGGGCCAUGGAAGACGCCAUCGCCAAGCAGACGGGUCGGCACCACCAACACCACCACGAGUCCCGACCCGGCCACGGACCCGGGCCCCCAGCACCACCACUGGAGCAGCAGCCGGCAGCCCUCUCCCUCAUCCCCAGGCCCCCCUCCUUCGACAAACCAAGGAGCACCACUCCACCCCUGCCACGCCGCAACAUCUCCCUGCCAGAAAUCCCUCAAAACAAGCCGCAGCAGCAGCAGCAGCAGCAGCAGCCUAGCACCCACAAAGACAUCUACGCUGUCAUCGAGAUGCCCAGGCCCCAACCGAGGCCGCCCAGGAUGCGUCCGGCUCUGCCCCAAGUCCUCCCCUCCCUGGGUAGCAGCAGGGACAGGGACGAUGACGACAACGACGAUGAUGAGGAGAGGUGCGACUCGUUGGGCAGUGACUGUUUAGGCAACGCUAAUGAGGACUCGGUGGUGUACGCCAAGCUGAGCGCGGCGCAUCACCACGCCGCGUACGAGGAGGUCCCCCCUAAUUGCUCGGCGGCGGAGAGCGAGUCGGCCUACAGCACCGUGUCGCGUCUCUCCUCGUCCCCGAGAAGGGCUCAGCUGGAGAUCUCUGCCGUCUCGGUCAACUUCAAACAAACGCUGGCCAACAUGCUGUUCAAAGACCUGGCCAAGGUCCAGCUGCAGGCGGCCAAGCCCAGCACAGACAGUCACGGCGCAGACUCUGAUGGCACCAUUUAUCAGAACCGCCUGGAUAUGUGA